This is a messenger RNA of Dibothriocephalus latus, 312 nucleotides long. NCBI's taxonomy places the organism in Eukaryota, Metazoa, Platyhelminthes, Cestoda, Diphyllobothriidea, Diphyllobothriidae. The record is from the annotation of a GenBank genome assembly.
GUAACCAUGUGCCUCGUGGCAAACUACUCUAUGCCCUUUGUGACAAAUCCCGUGAGUCUGGGCAGACGAAUCCGCGGUUGGCCUCGAGAGCCACUGCGAGGUAAACACGAGACCAUCGGCGAGCGCCUGAGGGGUAUUCGGGGCGAGAUGAGCAUUCUGUUGAAACGCCUGGAAGAGUGCCUGGACCUGGUGCAGGAAAAGAUGUUUCAGGACAAGAUCAUCGAGAACUACUACCGCAUGCACGUGCACGCCCAAGAGAAGGCCAGUAAACAGCUGCUUCGAUGCAUCCAAGAACAGCGCAAGUACGGCGAC